Austrofundulus limnaeus is the source of this 2841-nucleotide messenger RNA. It is a transcript of the gene grk7b, whose product is annotated as G protein-coupled receptor kinase 7b. Gene Ontology annotation, cellular component: cytoplasm. The coding region runs from base 130 to 1770 and encodes 546 amino acids. Lineage: Eukaryota; Metazoa; Chordata; Actinopteri; Cyprinodontiformes; Rivulidae. The record is from RefSeq and is a predicted model, not a curated record. The transcript has 4 exons. Gene Ontology annotation, molecular function: ATP binding; rhodopsin kinase activity. Gene Ontology annotation, biological process: protein phosphorylation; regulation of signal transduction; signal transduction.
CGUGCUGGAAGCAAUGGAAAAUGUUCAGCAUGUGGGUGCUUGAGGUACUCACUUCUGGAGUUCAAUGGGUAAAUUUAAGUGUUCUUAGUUUAUUAGCUGCCAACCAGUUCACCACAGGAUCCCUCCAGUAUGGGUGACCUGCUGGGACUGGACCGUUUGGUGGCCAACACAGCCUUCUUCAGAGCUCAGCAGUGCGAUGGCACUGAGCUGAGAACGCAAAGAGUAGCCUUGAUGCUGCCUAAACCCAAGAGGUACUCUGCUUCUCAGGAAGUGGCAAAGAGGACGUACGAGUCACUCUGCGAGCAACAACCCAUUGGGAAGAAGUUGUUUCGGCAGUUUCUCCUGACGUCCAACCCACCGUGCGUGGCUGCUGCUGAGUUCCUGGAAGAGCUGAGUGACUGGAGCUUUGCCGAGGAAGGGACCAAGGAGAAAGCCAAACAGAGAAUACUGUCCAAGUUCUGCCAACGUCAGUCCCAGACUUUCCUUUCCUACCUGACAGGGGAGAACGUCUCAAUGUGCAAGGCUUUGUCCGAUGAAAACUUUGACGAAGCAGCGCUGGACCAGAUCCGAGAAGCAACACGGGACUUCUUGAGGGGCAAACCUUUCCUGGGGUACCUGAGGAGCCCCUUCUUUUACAGGUUUCUCCAGUGGAAGGAGUGCGAGAAGCAGAAGAUCACUGACAAGUACUUUUACGAGUUCAGGACUUUGGGAAGAGGUGGCUUUGGUGAGGUGUGCUUGGUGCAGGUGAAACACACAGGCUACCUGUAUGCCUGCAAGAAGCUCGACAAGAGGCGCUUGAAGAAGAAAGGUGGCGAGAGACUGGCCCUUCUGGAGAAGCAGAUCCUGGAAAAGGUCAACAGCCUCUUCAUUGUGAACCUGGCCUAUGCCUUCGAAAGCAAAACUCACCUGUGCCUGGUCAUGGACUUAAUGUCCGGAGGAGACCUCAGGUUUCAUAUCUAUGAGUUAGGGGAGAGGGGCAUUCGCAUGGAGCGUGUGGUGUAUUACACAGCACAGAUAGUAACUGGCCUCCUCCACCUGCACUCUAUGGACAUUGUGUAUCGUGACAUGAAGCCCGAGAACGUCCUGUUGGAUGGUAAAGGCCAGUGUCGACUGUCGGACCUUGGACUGGCUGUGGAGCUACCAAAUGGAAAAAUGAUCUGCCAGAGGGCUGGUACCACUGGCUACAUGGCUCCAGAGCUCCUGAAGCAAGAGUACUACCGCACCUCUGUGGACUGGUGGGCUCUUGGCUGCAGCAUUUAUGAGAUGGUGGCUGCUCGCCUGCCUUUUAAGUACUUCAGGGAGAAGGUGCAGAAUACCGAGGUGACCCGUCGUACUCUGGAGGACGCCUGCAAGUUUGAGGACACACGCUUCAAUGGUCCGACGAAGGAUAUUAUCAUGCACCUUCUGAAGAAGAAACCUGUCCAUCGCCUUGGGUGUCGUAAGGGUGAUGACCCACGAAACCACACUUUCUUCAAGAACAUCAAUUUCCAUCGACUGGAGGCAGGACUGGUGGAGCCACCCUGGGUGCCAAAGCCAAACGUGGUCUAUGCCAACGAUGUCGACGACUUUCGGGACAACUCCGAGAUCAAGGACGUCAAACUCGAACCUAAGGACGAGAAAUUCUUCAAGGAAUUUAGCACAGGUGCYGUGUCCGUUCAGUGGCAGAAGGAAAUAAUUGACAGCGGGGUAUUUGACGAAAUGAAUGACCCUGAACUGAACGGACACGACCACAUGGCCAUGUGGGGCUCCAGGUUGUGCAUCAUUCUGUAAGCAUCUCAUCUGACCAUCCUGCAGAGCUGAGAUCUUUCACAGUUGACAAGCAGCCAAACUGGAUUAAUCCAUAUUAUCAUUCUAAGUGCAAUGUGCUCAAUUAAGCUGCUUAGAAAUCUUUUAAGCCUUCGCCUUUGCCUUUGUUCUUUAAGUUCCUGAUGGAAAAAUAAGACCAAACGUAACCAAACAUCAGAAAGUGCAAAUGAAAACUUUGCCCUUUGUUCCUGGUUAGAUAGUACCAGUACAUUCAGUUUCCAUUACAUCACUUGGUCAUUUUGACAGGAAAUUGUUUACAUGUUAAAAAAAGGCUGCAAAAUGGUUGGAGGUCAGUGACCUGGAGCUUUAUUAUUUUCAGUUUUUGCAGUUGAAUUAAAAAUAUAUAUUUACUGAUUGAGCAUCAAGCAAACACCAUAAGGGCCUUUUUUACUUUUAAACACACAGUCGCAUGCAGUUUCAUGGAUGUGAAGCGUCUCAAUAGCUCACAUCCACCACUAAGUGCCGCCAGAUACCAACAAAGUGCCUUUAUCCUCCUCCUCAUCAUCACCCCAAUUAUCUUGACUGUGUUGCUCAGGUAUUUACAAGCAUUUAGUCCUUCAUUUAGCCAUCAACAAUAAAUUCAGAAAAAAAACAAUGUCCCCCACACAAAUCAUUUCCCCACCCAAGCACAAGUAUUCACGGCAGCCUUUUGAUUUAUAGCUUUCACAACUUUUCACGUCUCACACAGUUUAAAGCUUCAACCUCUGGACUCAUGAAACAUCUUCAGCUAACAGAGGUCCAGUUUGUUUUUAAACUCAUAGGAUUAGCUUUCAUGAGUUGGAUGGACUGUGUAGUUUUUCUGUAAGCCUAACAAAAGGCUUUAAGGAGGAGGAGAUCCUUGCUCUGUGGUUAAAAGCUGUGGCUCGUUUAUCUGGGCCCUCUUCAGCUGGGUCUUGAGUAUUAGCUGCCUGUUGUGACGUCACAUGACUUUCACUCUCUUGACUGUAGUUAUCUGCCUUUUCUAGUUAUAAAGAUGUCUUAACUGCAGAUAUUCAUCUGGAUGGUGUUUAAUAUCAAAAUAAAAAUUUAAGAGAU